This is a messenger RNA of Chaetomium strumarium, 2154 nucleotides long. RefSeq names its product regulator of chromosome condensation 1/beta-lactamase-inhibitor protein II. Gene Ontology annotation, biological process: mitochondrial respiratory chain complex III assembly. The record is from RefSeq and is a predicted model, not a curated record. Gene Ontology annotation, cellular component: mitochondrial inner membrane. Bases 1 to 1722 code for a protein of 573 amino acids. NCBI's taxonomy places the organism in Eukaryota, Fungi, Ascomycota, Sordariomycetes, Sordariales, Chaetomiaceae. The transcript has a single exon.
AUGACUUCAACUGUCUUCUACCGUGCUGCGCUUCGGCGCCCCUCUUCCAUCCGCGUUGCAAACGCAGCACCCCGGCAAUGGACUCGCUACUCGAGCUCGUCCAGCAACCCUCGGGGCUUUAGCGCCCGCACCAUUGCCGUGAUGGCCGUUGUGGCCGCGUCCGGGGCCGGGGCUGCCUGGGCCUAUCCGCGGUUCUUCGCGCAGCCACAGCCGGCUCUUCCAGAGAAACCUGAGAUCGUGUUCGAGAAGCCACGGAAAAAGUCUGCCUCCAAGGAGGAGUUGAGCUCACAAGAUGCGCAGGUCAAGAAGAGCUGGGAGCACCCCGGCGUGUACGCCUGGGGUUCAAAUGCCGGGAAGGUGGUUGCCCCCGACUCGAAUGAAACCGUCAUCAAGACGCCUAGACGGAUCCCGUAUUUUGACGGCCAGAUUCUGCGUGAUCUUAAGCUUGACCGCGAUUUUGGUGCUGCCGUCACUGAAAACGGCGACCUCGUGCAAUGGGGUGCCGCCUUCUCUCAGGACGCCGCUGCGCCCACUGUCACCCUGAAGGGGAAAGACAUUGCGAAGAUCGCAGUAUCACGGGACCGCAUCAUUGCCCUCUCAUCUGGCGGAUCCGUCUACUCUAUCCCCGUCGCCAAGUCCGACCAGGCGUCCGGCGAGAAGCUGGCCAGCAAGUCGUGGCUCCCGUUUUGGUCUUCCGAGACCCCUCCUAUCAGCUACCGGUCUAUCAAGCCCGAGAAUUUACGCUGGGGUGAAAAGGUUGUGGACGUCAAGAGCGGGCUUGAGCACUGCCUUCUGCUGACCUCUAAGGGCCGCGUCUUCUCUGCAGCAUCCAGCUGUGAAGACUUCCCUUCCAAAGGACAGCUUGGUAUCCCUGGCCUGACUUGGCAGACGCGGCCGCCAGGCCCUUAUGACCAGCCGCACGAGGUAACAGGCUUGCGUGGCUCGAAGAUUAAGGCCAUCGCAACGGGCGAUUUCCAUUCGCUCGCUCUCGACAGCCAGGGACGCGUAUUCACCUUCGGAGACAACUCCAGCGGCCAGCUAGGCUUCGAAUCGGAGAUUGGAGCCACCAACGUCGAUACGCCUGCGCUCCUUCCCAUCAGCAAACUCUACAAGGGGACGAAUCUGGUGCCAAAGGUCACCUCCAUCGCCGCCGGUGGGUUGAACAGCUUUUUCACUAUUGAUGCCACCAAGUCCCAGAGUCAGAAUCCGGACGAGGUGGGCCGGACCGUCGCCGACACCUGGGCAUGUGGUGGCGGAAUCCACGGUGAGCUAGGCACCGGGAAGUGGACGCACGUCUCGGCCACGCCGAGCAAAAUCAGGGCGCUCUCCAGCCUCUUCGAGUACGACGACAAGGCAGGCCGCAUCAUCCCGAUCCGGCUGGCGCGUCUCGCGGUCGGCAGCACACACGCGUGUGCGAUCCUCGACAACCUGACGCACCUCACCGCCUCGGGCAGCACGCCGGACACCGACACCAACUUUGGUGCCGAUGUCCUCUGGUGGGGCGGCAACGAGUUCUACCAGCUCGGAACCGGCAAGCGGAGCAAUGUCAGCAUGCCCGUCUACAUCGCGCCGCUUGAUGGCGGGGACGCAGAUGCACAGCGAUUCCAGAUCACGCCGAGGACCACGGUGCGUUUGGGCGAGGGUGGCAAAGGCAGGAAGGCUAGUGUGGAGCAGAGGGUUGAGUGUGGGCGCUACGUGACAGCGGUAUACUCGGGGGCUUGAACGCCAUCGGCGCACUACAUCUCUCGGACGGGAAGCGAACCGACCGGUGGCGGCGCAGGGUUGUUUGGAUAUCACAUGCUCGGAUGGUACAUACGGACGUACCUUGUAUUCUUUAUGAUUCAUUUUCUCUGUAUAACAGCUGGGAACGAAGCACUCAUCUCCAUCUGCAUGGAUGCUUACUUGCAAAUCGAGUCUAACACUUUGCCCGGAGGUCAUGACACCCAUAUACCCUGUUGCAUGGCGCUGCAUGACAGGGCCGGGAAUGGGGAUAUUGAGUGGGGCAAUCUUUCUAAUUGGGAGCGGGUCACAACUCACAAGAGCCACUGCAGCGGGCCGCGCGCCUGAGGCCUGGGUCGCGUGGGGCCAUGCAGCAAUGGAUCAUCCUCAACGAGCAUGGCUUCGAUAUCCCCGUUGUCCCAUAACUACCUAGAG